Messenger RNA from Onychostruthus taczanowskii (white-rumped snowfinch), 5288 nucleotides. It is a transcript of the gene PACSIN3, whose product is annotated as protein kinase C and casein kinase substrate in neurons 3. Gene Ontology annotation, molecular function: protein binding; phospholipid binding. NCBI's taxonomy places the organism in Eukaryota, Metazoa, Chordata, Aves, Passeriformes, Passeridae. Gene Ontology annotation, biological process: regulation of endocytosis; plasma membrane tubulation; cytoskeleton organization. Bases 789 to 2096 code for a protein of 435 amino acids. The transcript has 10 exons. The record is from RefSeq and is a predicted model, not a curated record. Gene Ontology annotation, cellular component: cytoplasm; endosome; plasma membrane.
UGGUGAGGAGGGAGGACAGGGACAGCUGGUGGCAUGGUGGAGAAAUUAAUUUUUCAAGGUUUGUGUACCUGAAUGUCAUACCCAUUUAACAACUCGCUUCAGUGACUGGAAUUCAGCAUUUCCAGCCUUCUGAAGAAGGCCAGAGGAACAGCACUAAUAUACUUCUGACACUCCAUGGGAUGACACUGGGCAAACAUAGCCAAAUGUCAGAAAUUCCUGAAGUCUGGGUUGGGGCGCUUCACUGUACAGCUCAUGCCACCAAGAAGGAUUUGCAUGAGGUGGGAGAUGUGGACUCUUGACCUGAUCUUCUUCUCUGCUGUGUGCUCUGUGGGCUGGCAGAAUGAGCAGAUACCUCUCUGGGGUGUGAGGGAAGCUUUUUAUAACCAGGAAUGUGCAAGAGGAGAAGUGGCAGCAAAGGCCAUGCAUGGUGCAUUAACCUGGGCUUGUCUGAAAAGAACUGGGUUUGUCAGCAAGUGACUGGGCUUGGGUCCUGUUACUCCUUCUCUCAUUCUUGCACAAGAACAACCCUGAACCUCUCCCCAGGGAAUUCAUGGCUUAAUACCACAUCAGGAGCAAACUGGCAGUGCAGGCUAGCACAAGGGAAUGGGCAAAACUUCUGGACAGCAGAGAAUGAGAGGAGCCUUUUACCUUCCAGCCUAGAUUUGGAGCCUAAUGCAGUGAGUGUAGUGAAAAGUAGCAGUGCAGGGAUGUUUCUAGGCAAGCAGUGCUGCUGGGUAACAGGUUAACUGAAAUCUGCAAACAUUCUCUGCUGCAAGAAAAAGAGGGUGAUGUCAUCAGAAGAUGAUGCUGGUGGGGAGGCUCCUGGGGGCAGUUUCUGGGAGGCUGGAAACUACAAGCGGACAGUGAAACGUGUGGAUGAUGGCUACCGGCUCUGCAAUGACCUUAUCUCCUGCUUCCAGGAGCGAGCCAAGAUAGAGAAGAACUAUGCCCAGCAGCUAACAGAAUGGUCCCGUAAGUGGAGGACCAAUGUGGAGAGAGGUCCGCAGUAUGGUACUCUGGAAAAGGCCUGGCAUGCAUUCCUGACAGCUGCAGACAAACUGAGUGAAAUUCACUUGGCUGUCCGGAACCACCUGGCUGGUGAAGAUUCUGAUAAGAUCAAGGCCUGGCAGAAGGAGGCCUACCACAAGCAGAUGAUUGGAGGCUUCAAGGAAACAAAGGACGCAGAGGAUGGGUUCCGAAAGGCCCAGAAACCCUGGGUGAAGAAGAUGAAGGAUGUGGAGACUUCUAAGAAAAACUAUCAUGCAGCCCGGAAGGAGGAGAAAACGGCCCAUACAAGGGAGAACCAUGCCAAGGCAGACUCGUCUGUCUCACAGGAGCAGAUGCGCAAGUUGCAGGAGCGCGUAGAGAAGUGCACUCAGGAGGCUGAGAAGUGCAAGGAUCAGUAUGAGAAGAUGUUGGAAGAAUUGAAUCGCUACAAUCCCCGCUACAUGGAGGACAUGGAGCAAGUGUUUGAGGGCUGUCAGGAGGCAGAGCGCAAGCGAUUGUGCUUCUUUAAAGAGAUGCUUCUGAAUCUGCACCAGCAUCUCAACCUCUCCACCAGUGAAAGCUUUCAUGCGUUGUAUCGGGAUCUCCACCAAGUCAUCAUGGCUGCAGACAACCAGGAGGACCUGAAGUGGUGGCGCAACACUCAUGGACCGGGCAUGGCGAUGAAUUGGCCUCAGUUUGAGGAAUGGUCUCUUGAAACACAGAGGCAAAUCACCAAGAAGGAGAAGAGUGGAAAGAUGGCUGAUGAUGUCACACUGACCAGCAUUUUGCCUACACGAGAUGGUGUUGUCUCACAAACCCCUCUGCAGACAAGCGGAGGGAAGGAAGACAUUUCGGAGUGGUCAGAUGAGGACACUCCCAAGAAGUGCCUGGAUGCCAAUGGGCAUGAGGAAGACCUAAAGGUACCAGGUGUACGGGUACGAGCACUCUACGAUUACACAGGACAGGAGGCUGACGAGCUGAGCUUUAAAGCAGGUGAAGAACUAAUGAAGAUUAGUGAGGAAGAUGAGCAGGGCUGGUGCAAGGGCCGACUUCUCACUGGUCAAGUUGGACUGUAUCCUGCUAAUUACGUUGAGAAGGUUGGAUCAUGAUUGCUGCUGCCCCACCAGUGCCUCACAGCCAUACCAGCAUCUCCUGCAGAGGUCAUUGGGUCACUCCUGGCCCCAACCCACCUUUGCAGUAUAUCCAGCAGCUUCUGGACUUUAAAGGCACAUAUUCCAUGUAACUAAUGCAUCAUUUUAAACAUCUAGCUCUGUAGGGAUUUUCUAAAAAAUAAACAAGGACGAAUAAAGACUUUUCUGAGCACUACAGUAGUGUAGGAGUGCGGAAAGAAACAGAUCCUUUUGACUUGCACUCAGUGAAAGGAGGUAGGUGUUUUCAGGGAGCUCUAUAAAAAAGAGAAAGCAUACUUCCUUGACUUCAGUGCACAUGCAUCCAUAGUACAUUGGGUGUUGAGGUCUGCCCUGCCUCCAGGCUUCCAGUUCAAUGAAUUUUUGAUAUGCAGGGUAAUAGGGAACUUCUACUAUUGUUUCCCCUUUUUAGCUGCAUCAGGCUGACUGGCAGAAAGCUCUUUAUUCUCCUGUGUAUUUUACAAGUUUUCAGUAUCCCUCACCGGCAAGCUUGUUGGCUUCCCUGAUAUGGCAGCUGGUAAAAGUUACACAGCUACAACCUGAACACCCCUUUUCACUGCCCUCAUUUUUAUUGGGAUAACCCCAGGAAUGCAUGAUAGUAUAGCUGAGGCACAGGAGAAAGAAGCUUCUGUCUUGCAUGGUGUGGCUGUUCAGGCUAAUGAGUUCUGAACAGACAUGUUGUGCAGCAAGUUGGAGUUGACUGAAUGCUCCCUGAGCUAAAAUGGACUUUCACACAUGCUGAAGGCUGGUUUUAACAAAAUGACAGCCAUGUUCCAGUGCUGUUCUGCUUAGGAUUCCUAAAUUCACUUGUGUAUGUUGGGGAUUUUAAUGCAUCUAGAUUAUUUUGGCUUCACCUCUGUCCAAGAGUACUUAGUGCACAGCAGAGAUCCUCUUUUUUUCCUUUUCAAUAUCUUCUUGACUUACACAGGGCAAUAAGUGCACUCCCUGCUUUGCCAAAGACCCCUGCACUGUGAUGAGGGUUGCCUGCUGGCUAGCACAAAUUACUUAUAGAGGGGUAACCCCCCUUUUUGUCCUGAAUUGCUGCAAGUGCACUUAUGCCCAGUUGUUAAGUGCCAUUCAGCAGGGAGGAUGUAUCCAACAUCUUUAUCACCUGUCCUCAUGCCUUUGAAAGCCUGUGAGGCUGCUGGGAAGACCUGACAUCCAGAUCCUAGUGCUCUGCAUAUUCCAACAUGGGGACUGAUUAGCCCAAGAGCUUGAGGGAACAAAAAACUGGAAAAAGCUCCCAUUGUCAGAGGAAAAAAGGCAAACAAGCAGUUGAUUAAAAAUGGCUUACUUAGUACAUCUGCUUGAAACUGCUGUUGAAAUAAUUUUGAGUUUUGUUGUAACCUUCUGUAGUCACAUUCUUAUUCUGGCCUAGCAAGUGUGAGUGACCUGGCUCAGUCAGACUCACAAAACUCAGUCAAGCCUCCACCAACCACUUGGGGUGAACUGCUUCAGAGCUGCUUGGAAAAAGGGUGCUGCACACAUAAGAAAGGCUGAAGUCAUGGGGGAACAUCGGGAUUAAAUGGCCAGUAUUGUGUUAACAGCAACUAGUAAACCAAAAUGUAGACUGAAACAGAGGAGGGAACAGACAUAUUCAAACACUGUUAAUUUAUGAAGAUUAAAGUAUCACAAAUAUCUCACUGCAACAGAAAUUAAACAUUUUACAGCAUACUGGAUGCCUUGAAAUGUAGUCUGCCACGGACAAAGAGAUGGGAGACUAAUGUUAUUUAGUGCUUUUGUGAGACCACAGAAACUUACAGUUGGAAGGUUUUGCUUUAAAUACCCCUAUCAAUGUAGUUCAUGAAUGGGGAAGAGGGGUGCAAACCAAAAGAAAAAGUCUAAAGCAUUUUGCUCAGAGUCUAUUAUGUCAUUUCUCAAUAAAAGAGAAAGUAUUUCCAAAAGGCAAUUAAAUAUCUAAGCAACAGACAUUAAAAAUGCCUGGAUUUAGCUAGGAGUUUAAUUAGUAUUCUAGGUUCAGUAUCUGAAGAUGCCUCUAAGAUGAUGCCGUGUAAUUAGAGGUGUUGGUGUAUAAGCACUUGGACUUAUUUAAAGAUCCAGUCUGCUUUCAGUUCUGUGUCCCAGGUAAAAAUAUAAUUAGUCUUGUGCAGUAAUUGCAAGUGUUCCCUUGCUGACCCACAAUGGAAUGAUUUGUUGCUCCUUUGUCCUAGCACACAUGAAUGUGAAGAGAGCUGUGCCUGUCAGGCUUCUGAGAGAACUGAGAUUAAAACAGCGCAAAAAUGACCUGAGAUGUCCUAUAAACAAUAUUGAAGUUUCCCUGAUUGACCUGCAUAUUUCAAACCCUGAUGAUAGACUUUCAUGUAAGGUCAAAAAAUGGUAGAAUGGAGCUACAGAGGAUGACAUGGAAAACUGACUUUCAACUCCUAUUUGAAUUCUAGUCUGGCUGUAAUUAGGGAUGGAGGUAGGUGUGGCCAUAACGUGCUAAAGGACAGAAAUGUCCAGUGAACAGAACCUCUGGUUACAGUACAAACAACCUGAAAUUCCACAGGACAAAGUCUGAACAGACUUGUUUGUCCUAGGAAAACAUGACCACCUGAUUAUAGUGGGCUGCUUGAAGGUUUCCAGAAUUUGUGACAUACUGUAUCUUAUGUGACCAAGUUCUCUAAGGACUGUUUGCACAUCAGAAAUUCCUGCCAAGAGUUGAAGCAAUGGACAGCAGACAAUACAUUGAGAAUGAAAAAUUGUUUGGCUGGACUAUAGCUCAGAAACAUGCAUGGCACUUAGUCCUGGCUACCCAAAACCAUCUGGAUUAGUAAAAGAGCCUGUGUAGUAAAGAUCUAGCUGGAGGGAAGGAGGAAAAAACAACCCCACACCAACCCACAUCUAAUGAUCUUGUAUUAAAGUAAUAGCUCUGCCUGGAUACUUGGUUUUCCACAGAAGCAAAUGAGGUUUUGUUAACCACAAAGGUUCUAGUUGAAACUUCCAUGCCAUGCCAAAAGUUUUGUGUGUGAACAGACAUGUACACAGAAACUAAUUGCUGUGCCUGAAUUCCAGAAGGCCAGUGAAGCCUGUUCUUUUCCCAUGGUUUUUGUAAAAAAAUACAAAUGCACCUCUGUGCCUGAUGGGCAACACAGUGAAUAAUUAUCUAGUCAUAUUUUAUUUUUUAAUAAAGCCAUUCCUUGUGGAAAGCCU